Messenger RNA from Geosmithia morbida, 1749 nucleotides. Its product is annotated as Protein of unknown function (DUF2841). NCBI's taxonomy places the organism in Eukaryota, Fungi, Ascomycota, Sordariomycetes, Hypocreales, Bionectriaceae. The transcript is spliced from 3 exons. Bases 1 to 1749 code for a protein of 582 amino acids. The record is from RefSeq and is a predicted model, not a curated record.
AUGAAGCACGGGCAGGCCAUCGAUCAGGCCCUACGUUCACAUUGUGGCAUCUCGGGGAAGCAAUACUUCGUGGCGGUGAUACGAGAGGAUGGCACGCCGACCACCUUCUUCAGCCCGGGGCAGAAGCUCAACGACAAUGUCGUGCACCAGUUCUUCAAUCCGCGUCGAUUCCAGGAGGUAACGAGCCAUCUCGAUACAGGCCCCAACCAGUCCUUUGGCGACUUCCAACACGGUCUCGAUGCCAACCCGUACAGACGGGCAAACUACGGAAACCGGUUCCUGGAUACGGAGCGGAGGCGGGCGGGCGACGACCUGGACGACGACACCGGCAGCGCGAUACCGCGGUCGGCAGGUCGGAAGCGGCACAGGCCCGGCUCGCUCAUCGACGACGACGACGUCCCCAACCCGCCCAAGAUGCGCAGGGCCAUCAGGGUCCAGGACUCGCCGGCUCUCUGGAGCUUCUACGAUCAGCGGUUCAAGAGCUGCCAGCAGUCGGCGUGCAAGCUCAUCGCCAAGGCGUGGGUCAAGGCCGUCGAGCCCAAGAAGCAGUCCACGCAUCCGUAUACGGGGAGCGACGAGAAGGCUCCGGACUGGUGGCCCAAGCCGUGGGGGACGACCAAGGAGGACAAGGUGCGGCACAAGGAGCCGGAUCACCUGUACAAGCGGGGUGGGUUCUCUCCCCAUCUACAUGUGCGGUGGUAUCCGCGAUGUGCUGACACGGCUGCAGAACGCGUCCACCUUCUCAACCACAUCCUGAGUCUCGUGGUGGAGCCCAACGAGAGGCAACACCGAGACAUCCAGAAGCUCCAGCUCAAUGUCAAGAAGCUCGAAGAGUGCACGAACGAGGCACUGUCGGGUUUCUACGCCGAGAGCACGACGAAUGCGGGCAAGAAGCAGUUUCUCAACGAGAUCUUCAAGGUUGCCAAGCAGCAGGAGAGAUACAAGAAUGGGGAGAUUGAUGGUGCCGUCGAGGUAUACGUGCUCGACAACGACUCACGCGUCGACGAGCAGGCGUCGGAGAAUGACGGCAACUCGUUGAGCCGCGGUGACGAGGACGACCAGAACGCCUCGCCGUCGACACGCGCGGCCGCGGCGGCGCCGGCGCAGCAGAGCUUCCUCCAGACGCCGGCAGCGACUGGACAGAGCCCGGUGCCGAGCUCGCACAACGGCUCGUUCCUCAACGACCUACCGAUGCGGGCGGCGCAGCAGCCCCUGCUGCACGACAUGAGCGGCGCGCCGUCGCACCACGGUUUCGCCGAGGGCGGGAUGGCCGUCAACGGGGCGGCCGGCAUGGGUGGGGUGGAGAUGGGGGUGCCGAGCCCGCAGGACGCCAGCCGACGACCGUCGGUGUACAGCGAUUACAACAGCAACAGCAUGUACACGACGCACCACUGGCCGUCGGCGACGACCAUGGCGCCCGACACGCAGGCCAUGUACGCCGCGCAGGCGGCCAUGCCCCCGCAGACCCAGCCGUUUGUCCAGCAGCAGCAGGCCGUCUCGGUGGCGCAGCACCCGCAGUCGUACGUCGGCCACACCUUUGUCGACCACCUCCCUCGUCAGGGGUACGAUCCGACCAGCGCCCACGGGCAGAUGUUCCGUACGGGAGAGGUGCCCGCCGGCGGCGCCGCAGCCGCCGCCUCGGCUGGUCAGAACGCGGGGGGCUACAGUUACCUGUCCUCGGAUGGACGAGGAGUCGCUGCUCUACCCGGGGUGUCGGAGGUGAUUGAGUCUGUCCCCAGGGGAGUCUGA